Molecule: messenger RNA, 6693 nt
Organism: Esox lucius (northern pike)
Lineage: Eukaryota; Metazoa; Chordata; Actinopteri; Esociformes; Esocidae
Product: ankyrin repeat and SOCS box protein 15
Exons: 9
Coding region: 569-2248 (559 amino acids)
Biological process (GO): intracellular signal transduction
Cellular component (GO): cytoplasm
Molecular function (GO): protein binding
Source: RefSeq, a predicted model, not a curated record
AGGAUCUCUACAAGCCCCUUUGAUGGUCUGCCAAAGAAAACUGAUCUUCCCUGAACAGUUCUCUUUCUGACAAGUCUAGUAGUCAUGAAAACACUGCUGCUGUCUUCUUUCCACACUGGUCUUAUAAAUAUUCAUGAUACAGUCUCUGUUAUUAUAACUGCUGACAUUAUGGAACAUGAGGUUACAUAAGACUCAACAUUCAAACGCUGUGGAAUGGCCUGCAUGGCAAACAACUUCAACAAGAGCAGCUGACGCCUAAAAAUAGCAGCAUUGGCCAUGUGUGUGUGUGUGUGUUGGUCAAGAGGGGAUUCAGUGCAGACAUGACACAAAUGACACUACAGUCUUUAUGGCUGGGCUAGGUAGGACCCGUGACUUCGACAGAACUAGAUUUCACAGGUGAGAUUUGAAACUGACAUACGUUAAUAAGAAAAUAUUUAAUAAAACAAAAAACCCGCUGAGACGUUUCUAGAGUAUAUUUCCUUUGUGCAAUUUUGGACUGUAGCAAUGCUAACUUACGCUAACUUUAGUAUUUCCUUUGAGCUUUGAAGCUGUGUUUGAUCCCGAAAACAUGGAGGAAGACCGACUGCUUGAUUAUACUGUUCAGAUGAGCAUUCAAGAAUCUUGCAGAAAAGAAUUAUCAUGUGUAGAGAGUGAUGAACAUCUGAAGAUCAUAAAGGCUAUUGAUCAAGGUGACAUACUCACCCUCCAAGAGCUGACAGGAUUUCCAACAGGCUUUAAUGAGGCAGAUGACUGUGGCUGGUACCCUCUGCACAAGGCAGCUAUCCAAACUUUGGUCCGGGUGCUGGAGAUAGUGGUGAAUGCAUCUUCAAUGUUGACCCUGGAGGAGAAGACAAGGACGGGAGAAACACCGCUAACUCUAGCAGUUAUGGCUGGUCAAGUGGACAAUGUAAAGAUACUACUGGAUCAUGGAGCAUCUCCUCAUAACACCAACAGCAAGAAUGAAUCCCCUUUAUUUCUAGCUGUGAGAUUUGGUUCGUAUGAAAUGGCAUGUGUUCUGCUCAGCAGAGGAGCUUGUGUGGAGCAGGUCUGUCUGAAGCGGUGUACUGCUGUUCAUGAAGCAGCGAAGGUGGGCUGCUCUGAUAUCAUGGAGCUACUGUUACAACAUGGAGGCCGGGUCUCUGAGAUAGAUCAAGACGGCGUGACUCCAAUAGCGAUUGCAGCAGAGUACGCCCACUCAGAUGUUCUUGAGAUCCUUAUUCACAAUGGUGGCGAUGUGAAUGCACAGGCACCCAACGGGGACAGUGUACUGUUUGAUGCUGCAGGAUCUGGGAAUACAGACUGUAUAUACCUACUUCUAAGACAUGGAGCCAACCCUAACGUGCCUAGCCUGUCGUCACAGCUACCUAUUCAUCGAGCAGCAUAUGAGGGCCAUUACAUGGCACUGCAAAUGUUCAUUCCAUUAACCACUAGAAGGGCAAUCAGACUUUCAGGCCAGAGUCCCGUUCACGCUGCGGCUGAUGGAGGCCAUGAACAAUGCUUACAGCUACUUGUGGAAAAGGGAUUUGAUGUUAACUCUCUCCUAGACUUUCAUAUCUCUGAAAACUACGGAGACAUGAGGAAAAGUGCGUUGUACUUUGCUGUCUCCAAUGGAGACGUCCCAUGCACAGAAAUGCUGCUGAACUCAGGAGCCCAACCUGACCUUGACCCUCUACGCUGCCUCCUGGUGGCGGUGAGAGCUGGGAGUUAUGAGAUCGUGGAGAUGCUUUUGGCCAGACAGGCUGACGUCAACUGCUACUUCACAGUGGUGAGUGACACUGUGUUUCCCACGGCUCUGCAGUACUGCUUGCGGGACGAGAGGAUGAUGCGUCUGUUGCUCAACAACGGCUAUGACGCAGAUAAAUGUUUCUGCUGUAACCAUGACAAUACCUGGAAUGAACUGAGGGACCAAACAGAUUGCAACUCGCAAGAAAAAGUUCCUUUCUGCGAUUUCAUCAGCGUUUGCUGGCUGGUCCAAUUGGCUGGGAUAGCUGUGUGGAUCCUUCUGGACUAUGUGGGCCAAGUGCCUCUCUGUUUGAAGCUAAGACAGAUCCUAGAGAAGCACCAGGAGUGGCCUCAGAUUUGUUACCUAUUAACAAACCCCCGUUCACUGACACAUCUGUGCAGACUGGUGAUCAGGAAAGAGAUGACACCGAAGAGGCUGGGGGACCCCAACAUCAGGGACUCCAUCCCCCUUCCACCCAGACUGAAAGAAUACCUACUCUACAAAGAACAUGAUUUUGUGACAUAAUAACAUAAAUGAACGACUGAAAAUGUGUUGUUCAUCUGUUGCCAUGGAGAACACUGAAACGGUUCACAUAAAAACAGAAAUGAUGGUUAUUAAGAAUGCCCAUGACAGACACACAGUCAGGAUCACGUUAAUGCACUUGUGAUUUAAAAAGACAUUUCAGCUAUAUAAUAUAAUCGCAGGAGUGCAGUUAACUUCUAAAUUUGACGCAACUCCCCGUCUCUCCUCUGACAUAAGAUUGUCGUGCUACGCCACGUUGAAUAAGUACCCCAUAUGAUUGUGACAGAACUAUAAUGGCACCAGUCUGCUGUAGUAAUCCUUUUGUCUAAGCUUUCUCAUGUUUUGGGUGCUACAGACGUGACCCAAUCCUUCAUUCGAUUUGUUAUAUAUUUUUGGUCGCUAUAGCCAGAGGUGAGUCUAUUUGUUCUGUAUCUAUAAAUGAGACCCAGACGUUCAUUCUAAAUAUGAAGUUGCCCUGCAGGCUGUGAAAAGUAUCUCUUGUGUUUGCUAAGCAACUACAAACAACAGUCAGUGCCCAACAUCUUUAAAGUAGCCAGAAAACAACAACAGAAUAUCUGUAUUUGCGUUUGUUCAAGUUGUGUUACCCAUUUAAAUGCAUUUAUAAUGAGCUGGAAUGUGGGGUUUUGAGUAGGGUCUGCAUGUAUGCUGGGCCUUUGUAUUACAGUACAUGAUAUCCCGUAUAUCCCUCCCAAAUAUAUCCAACUGUACCAUAAUAUAUUUAUCUCACAUGUAAUUCCAACUAGUACAUUUACUUAUUAUACAAAAUAUUGGUGCUCAACCUUCUUGUUUAACUGUACAGUACCAUACGUACCACACUUGGCCGCCCAGCUAAAUGCAGUAGUCAGGCUGUGGGUGAAGUAAAGAAACAUAUAGUUACCGUAAACAUAAAAACUAAUAAAGCAGUUGGCGUCAGCUUAUGUUAUUGCAGACAUUUUGAGAUUCAGGACUGACUCGAAGAACCACAACAAUGCAGGACUAACGAGGAAAAGCAUUCAAAAACAGUAGGAGAGACGUCUUUGUUGAAGAAUCUCAUGGUGAGUGUAAUUCUCAGUUCCGUGUUGCAAGGUACUCCGACAUUUGUCCUAUUUUCAUUUUUUUCUAGUUAUAUUUCUUAAUUUGGAGGACAGAAAGCCAUGCCUUACCAAGCCAUACCUAGCUGACAUGUUGUGAUGAAAAAGCGCUUUAAUAUUACAAAAACAUGAGAAACUCAAAUCCUGAAGCUAGUUAGCAAGCCCACAUCGAUGACAAUGUGACUAAGGCUAUCUAGAGUUUAAAAUACAUUGUUUCUACUAUUCCCCUUGUAGACUCUAGAGCAGGGGCAUCCAAACAGUCCCAUGGAGGGCCAAGUGUCUGCAGGUUUUCCAUCUCUCCUUGUACUUGAUUGAUUAAUUAGGUCACUAAUUGGUUAGUGUCUACCCUCACCUGGUAGUUUAGGUAUGAACUGGGAGCCAAUUUAAAGGAAAAACCAAAAACCCGCAGACACACGGCCAUCUGUGGAACUGUUUGGACACCCCUGCUCUAGAGGGAUGAACUUACCUUAUUACUAUGGGAAACAUGUAACAGAGGCCAGCGAGCACAGUGCUGUACAAUGAGUGAAAACCUCCCUCCCCGACCCUAGGUGUACUCUAUCCACUCGCUAGCACUAGAAAAAGACACACUCUCAUUCAUUUCCAAUGAGAGCCAGCAAAUCAAAGCAGCAAUGGGCAGGAGUUACUCUCUGAGACAAAAUCUCCCAGCCACAGUGACGACUGACCCUACGUGCACACUGUCUGCUCACUCAAUUUGCAAAUCGCUCAAUCUGGAAAGCUCUCGCUGUGCCAAACCUAGCAUGCACAAGGCGUGUCUUCCUAAUCUAUGCCAGCGACAACCAGUGUAGGGGAAACAUCCGUCUCUGCAAAUAUUAAUAAGUACUUAGUAUUUGCUUGACGAUUACGACGAUGCCAUGUCAAUGAUUUGUCAAUGUUAAAAUAGCAAUUUACUUCAUUUUACAUUAUUCAUGUAUCACUCAACCAUGAUCCCAACAAUCUCUGAAACUUUCCAUCCCACCUGAGCAGGGACAGCUCGCCAGAGAUUGAGCGAUUUCCAAGUUGAGCGAGCCGGGUGUGUGCACGUAACAUUAAGAGGUCUACGACAGACGCUAGAGCCCAUGGGUUUUUUGCUAGAGCGCCCCACACCCAUCCUGAGGAACCGGGUUUGAGUCAGAGUAGGACCUGUUAUACUGGUGCCGUGACCCGGAUGAGUAACAGAGGACAGUGUAAACCUCACUCCCCAAUGCCUUAAGAGGUGCUCUUGUGACAGAUGCUAGAGCCCAUGGGUUUCAGCCUCCAUGCUAGUGCGACUGCCUCCCAUGCCGGAGGACCCAGGUUCAAGUCAGUGUGGGACCAGUUACAUAAAAUCUUGAACUUAGAAGUAUACACCAUUCUUUUGCAAAUAGCUUUUGUAAUGAAAAUUAUUUGAAUGUACUAUUUGUCUCUGCUUUGUUAGUGAAUAUAAAGCAUGUCAAAGUUUUCAUAACUUUUUUUAUACCUUCUUUACUGAAACUGACAGUCAAUAGCCUAGACAUUGGCUACAUGCUUAAAUAUAUAAUGAAAACAUUUAUGUCAAUGCUGAUUACUGACUCCACUUGACAGCUGCAUGGUGCACAACAACACUUCAUGAGUAAAAUGGCAUGACCUGCAUUCUUUAAGUGACAGAUAGUGAAAGCAGGCCAAAUCUAAUUAUAACCCUUUGCCUGGAGUCCUAACAAACAACAUGCACUCUAUCCUGGCAAUGGGAUACCUCAGACUUCCAUGUGACAAAAUUGUGAUAGCAAUGAGAUAUGAUACCAACCCAAUCUACAUUAAAACUACACAAUACCAAACAGGAGCCACUGAGGAGAAAGCUGCAUAUUUUAAACAUUCAGUCUUCCUGAGAGUAUGUUAACUGUUUAAUAGAAUCUGUCCACAGAUUAUUUUCCACUAGAGGGCAAUGGUAGUGCUAAUGCCAUAUGCAUUCUGUAUAUUCACUAGUAACAAAAAGAUGGAUAAAAUAAAUUAAAAGCUAGAACACUUAAUAGUCAGUGAUAAGAACAACAACAAUUAAUAACAACAAAUACAUACACAAUCACACAAAUAACAAUAACUCGUCCACUAUACAGGGAGCACCAGUGCCAAGUCAAUAUGUCGUGGUACAACUUUGUUUAGGUUCAUGUACAUAAGGGUACGGUUAAGUGACUAGGCAACAGAUAAUACACAAGAAACAGUGGUUGCAGUGAUUAAUGUGACUAGCCUGAAAGUGUGUGUGUCUGAGUGGAGUCAGUUGGCAUGUGUGCACAGGUUAUGUGAUAACAUUUGUUUGUGUGUGUGUGUGUGAGUGUGUCAACACUAAAGAGAAAAGAUGGAUAGAUGUGGAUAGCAGGGGAGGCAUUUGAUAAUUGUCAGUGUGGUUUAACAGAUACAGACCUGAGGCACUUGUAUGGUAUGACUUAUGCGAUGUUCAGUGCUGUGGGUUAGUGGUUGGGGUCAUUCUUUUUGGGGCCUUCCUCUGACACUGUGGUGUGGAGGAGGCCGGGACGGCUGGGAUUUGCACCAUUUGCACCAGCCUGAAAAGUGACUUGCAAUCGAGGCCCAUGUAGUUGCCAUACUGUACCAAGGGAUGAUGCAGCCAUGCCAAAAUGCUGUCACUGGUAUAUGUUUUUGAGGAUGUGAGGGCCCAUGCCAAGUUCCUUCAGCCUGCUUAGGGUGAAGCAGGGUCAUUGCCAGGAAUCCCUGCCAAGCCAUGGGCCAUGUGAAUCAUAUCCACUUUUCCCUGCAUUUGGUAUGGCCCUGGGAGAAGAUACACUGAAGUGCCUCCUUCCUAGUUUUCUGGGUGUGUGUGGACCAUGUUUGUUUAUUGGUGAUGUGGACACAGAGGAACUUUAAGGUCUCUGUUCAAUCCACUUCAACUUUGCCCUUCCCUUUCCUAGACAAUGGUCAGUUCGUUCAUCUUGCUGAUGUUGAAGGAGAGAUUGUCGUCUUGGCACCACACUCAAAUAUCUGACCUACUACUUAUAGGCCUAGGCUCUUCCAUCGUAAUUGGUGAUUUGGCCUACCACGUGAUCACCAUUCCAUCUAAGAUAUCAUAUUCUCAGCUUCAUUUGUAGUUUCAAAUGUUGUGGAAUGUUUUUGGCAGAUUAUUUGUAUGCUAUAUAGAAAAGACUAUAUAAAACAUACCAACACUGCCAUUUUCAUACAGACUAAGGAUAAGCCAUUCUAUGUCAGCAUAUGAUCCAAUUUACAACAUACAGUUGUUCUCAAAAGUUUGCAUACCCUUGGAGAAUUGGUAAUAUAUGUACCAUGUGUAAAGAAAAAAUGAGUGAGCAGGCAAAACACUUAUUUUAUUUCUUAUGGGAUUCACAUUCAGGUCACAUUCAGGUAGGUCUUAAAAGAAUGGCAGAAUCCUAAAACAAA